Messenger RNA from Gilbertella persicaria, 851 nucleotides. RefSeq lists its product as uncharacterized. The transcript is spliced from 2 exons. The record is from RefSeq and is a predicted model, not a curated record. Bases 26 to 772 code for a protein of 248 amino acids. Lineage: Eukaryota; Fungi; Mucoromycota; Mucoromycetes; Mucorales; Choanephoraceae.
AGGAAUCAAUGAUAGUUUAAAUACGAUGGACCUGUUCUUCUUCUUUCUAUUUCUUUCGCUUUAUUUUAUCAUGUAUACUAUACCAUUUUUCUUCUUUUAUCUCUUUACAUAUGCUGCAUGUUCCCCUGUCUUAUCAAGAUUCUUUAAUAGUAUAGGUUGCACAAGAUCAAUCCACCAAGACCUUGAUCCUAUGCAAGCCUUUAAUCCCAAUUUAAACAACAGCAUGAUGUUUGGUUACAUUUACAGCAUGAAGAGCUCAGGUGUUGACAUUGACUCUGAUAUUGAGAUUAAAAAUAUAGCAACCGAAUGGCUUCCGCUCAAUGCAAUGGCUUUAUUGACUAGUAUCUCAUUUGACGAACCAACCGCAAGACUGGUGGUAAGUGGACGUAUCAGUGCUCUCAAUCGAGAUAAAUUGGCCAUGGCAGCACGCGAUAUGACCUCAGUCAAUCUUCAUUUUGGCACAUUUGCUUUUGACAAAUCCAAGCAUUCAUGGUACAGUAGCUUUAAACAUGGCAACAAGGGUAUAUCAGGCACUCUACAGAAACUGCAACUCAUUCAACAAUUUGGACGAGGCAGUCAUCACCAAGAAUUUCUGAUGGAAAUCACUCCAUCACAAAAGGGAGAAUAUUUCAAGUAUAGAGCAAGUGAUCAAGGCCACCAAGAUAUUCGUUGGGAUGGUAAAUACAAGAAUAAGUGUAGUAUGGGACUCGUUUUUAAUAACAGAGGCAAAGACUAUCUGGACGAGCUUGUUGAAAGUACUAUCUUGUUGUAAAUAAACAAAAUAUUUUUGUGUUGUCUAUUUCCAUUUCAAGGUUUUAUUGAUAUAUGCUCUUUUUUUUUUUUUUUUUUUU